This is a messenger RNA of Suncus etruscus (white-toothed pygmy shrew), 951 nucleotides long. Its product is annotated as olfactory receptor 8D1-like. Lineage: Eukaryota; Metazoa; Chordata; Mammalia; Eulipotyphla; Soricidae. Gene Ontology annotation, biological process: G protein-coupled receptor signaling pathway; sensory perception of smell. Gene Ontology annotation, molecular function: G protein-coupled receptor activity; olfactory receptor activity; odorant binding. Gene Ontology annotation, cellular component: membrane. The transcript has a single exon. The record is from RefSeq and is a predicted model, not a curated record. The coding region runs from base 10 to 951 and encodes 313 amino acids.
AGGAAAAGAAUGGCUAUAGAAAAUCAGUCUUUGGUGAGUAAGUUUAUCCUGGAAGGGUUAACAGACCAACCAGAACUCCAACUCCCUCUCUUCAUCCUCUUCAUAUUGAUCUACAUGAUCUCCAUGACAGGAAACUUGGGUUUAGUGUUUCUAAUCAGAUUUAGUUCUCAGCUUCACACACCCAUGUAUUUUUUUCUCAGUAAUUUAUCCUUCAUAGAUCUCUGCUACUCCUCAGUCAUAAUUCCCAAGAUGCUGGUAAACUUUGUGUCAGAGAAGAAUUUUACUGCCUUUCCUGAGUGCAUGACCCAACUCUUCUUCUUCGCCUUCUUUGGUAUCGAUGACUCCUACAUGCUGACAGCCAUGGCGUAUGAUCGUUAUGUUGCCAUCUGUAACCCUUUGCUUUACAAUGUCACCAUGUCCCACAGGGUCUGUUCCCUAUUAGUCACUGGGGUGUAUGUAAUGGGGGCUUUUGGCGCCUUGGUCCAUACUAGCUACAUAUCUAGUCGCUCCUUCUGUGAAACUAAUGUUAUCCACCAUUAUUUCUGUGACAUUCUGCCUCUUCUAAAUAUAUCUUGCUCAAGAGACUACACCAAGGAACUUCUGGUAAUGCUUGUGGUCUCGUUCAAUGUGUUUGCAUGUGCUUUAGCCAUCUUCAUCUCUUAUGCCUUCAUUCUUUCCAACAUUUUGCGUAUCCGUUCUGCGGAAGGCAGGUCGAAAGCUUUCAGUACCUGUAGCUCCCAUCUUGCAGCCGUUGGGGUCUUCUAUGGCUCCAUCAUCUUCAUGUACUUUAAACCUGCUACUGGAGAUGCAACACAGGAGAAGGUGGCAUCUGUGUUUUAUACGACAGUGAUUCCCAUGCUGAAUCCCAUCAUCUACAGUCUUAGGAACAAAGAUGUCAAAGAAUCCCUGAAAAAGAUUCUUCAUGGUGGAAUACUUUCCAGGUCUUUAUAG